Messenger RNA from Salvelinus sp. IW2-2015, 3878 nucleotides. Its product is annotated as synemin. The record is from RefSeq and is a predicted model, not a curated record. NCBI's taxonomy places the organism in Eukaryota, Metazoa, Chordata, Actinopteri, Salmoniformes, Salmonidae. Gene Ontology annotation, molecular function: structural constituent of muscle; vinculin binding; structural constituent of cytoskeleton. Gene Ontology annotation, biological process: intermediate filament cytoskeleton organization; fast-twitch skeletal muscle fiber contraction. Gene Ontology annotation, cellular component: sarcolemma; costamere; intermediate filament.
CUUCUGCACUUAACAAGUCAAGCCCUCAUGCUGAGUUGCAUCAGAGCUCUGCUCCCAGACGCACUCGCAAAUAAGACCAGAAGAACAUUUUCUCCGUACUGAAAUAUAAAGAAGCGAAGGAGUAACAUUUGUAAAUGACAAGAUGUUACAAUUCAGGAGAAGCGUUGAAUCCGAAAAACAUCAAUUACAGGAGCUCAACAACAGACUGGGCCAGUACCUGUCAAGAACAAUGCAGUUGGAGCAUGACAAUGCAAUCCUCAUAACUGAAAUAAACAAGAAAAGACAAGAGAAGACAGUGGAACGGGACAACCAAUGUAUGGCCGAAAUGCGGGACCUGAGGAGAAUGGCAGGGCAACUAUCUUUUGAAAAGUCCCGAGCCGAGACUGAACGAGAGAAGCUUUGGCAAGAGUUUCAGAUGUUACAGUUGAUGUGUUGUGAGGAGCAGGUGGUAUGCAAAGACAUAGGUGGAGAGAUGAAAGGUUGUGAGAAGCAGCUUCAUAAAGCUCAACAGACCAAUGGGGAACUUGAAGAACGUCUGUUCCAGCUUGAGAACGAGUACAAAUUCAUUGAGGAUGCACACAGACAAGAAAUGACCAAGCUCCGGAGCCAGAUGCAUUCACGACCUAUUGUUACCCAAACGUACCAUGGUCCUCCAGCGGUCUCGAUGGAAGAGAUGCAACAUUAUGCCCUCAGCCAGUCCGAAGGAUGGACGGACUCCUUAGAGAUGUAUCGAAGGAAGGUCGAAGAUAUGGAGGAAUCGAUCAAAGCGGACCAGACGAGGCUGGAUGAUCUCCAAAGGGAAAAGAUGCAGUAUGCCUCAGAGUUUGACAAAUUACGUAAAGAGGCUGAAAAGCAAGGUCAGAUUCAAAUACACCUGGAGGAACAGCUCAUAUACAUGCAGGAGAACUUCCACGGGGACAUCACCCAGUAUCAGGUGAUUAUUGAUCAGUUGGAGCGGGAGCGGAUAAUGUUGGCCAACACCAUGGCAGAAAAGGUCAGAGACCACCAGCAGCUACUGCAGGUCAAGAUGGAUCUGGGCAUGGAGGUGGCUUACUACAGGUUUGAGAUGGCAGGGCAGAAAGAUCAGCAUCCUCCUGUGAGGGCACUUAUUGAAGGAGAGCAUCAGCAACAUCUGCAGUCAAGAGGAAGAGUCAUAGAUAUUAAGAUGAUGCCUCCACAACAGUACAAACCAAGAGUUUUCACAUCAACUAGACAGGAUGUAAGGAAACAUCUGGAUGUGAAAUACAUGGAGCCAACCUCAAGCUUGAGAAGAUCACCUGUUCCAUUUCAAUAUGGUCGCACCAGUCCUUCCAGGGUCAUUCCUAUCUCAGUCAAAGGCAGCAGCUACAACAGGAAUCAGAGUCCUACCGCCAGAAGGGACAUGGUCUUAUUCACUAAAUCCCAGUCUGCAUCCUCAAGCUCUUCCUCCACUACCGUUAAACCUGUGGCCCAGAGUACGGACAAGAAAAAUAUAGAUGCUCAGAAGAAAGUAGUGGAGGAGAGGAGUGUGAGAAUCAAAGAGGUGUCACAACACUCAGCUAAGGAUUCUCUUGACCAUUCUCGAGGCACAGCAAACACGUCCAGUCCCAUUGCCUCAACCACUGCUGACCCCAAAUCAGUAAGAAUAGUGUCACCACCAAUGAUGAGUCUUAGCAGAAACACAGAGGAGGACAGCAAAAAGAAAGCAGAGAGGCAAGUUGAAAGAGAGGUGAGAGGAGAUGCAUUUGGUCUUCAGAAUAUCAAGAUGCAUGCCAAAGAUGGCAGCAUUACAGCAACCACGACAAGUGAUACGAUGGUCCUAGACUCUGUGUCUAUGGAGGAACUCAUUGAGAAGGUCAUGAAACCUGCUGGUUUGGAUCGAAAGGUCUGCAGCUCAUCUCCAGACUCCAAGAUCACUUACCAUGUGGAGAAAACGGAGAAGGAGGACGGGUCAACAAAGACACAGAUUAUCCUGGAGUCCAAGGUGCAGGAGGAGCUGGAUAUGUCAGAGGACUCUGCACUGGAGGAACUUCUCAGCAAGGGAGUGAAACACGUGUCACUGGAGGAUAUCAAGGGCACUUCAACAGGACACAUGAUUCAGAAUCUGCUCAGCCUUGGGCUGCAUGGAGGAGAGGACAUGGGAAACAAGACUGUCAAUGUGGAGAUCAUCGAGGAACCAGUGGAGGGUUACAGUGACGAGGAGUACGAGUUUGAGGAGAAGUACACACCCAAGUUCUCCCAGCCCUCUUCAAUGUUCUUUCAGAUUGAAGAACUAGAGAAUGACCCUCACGGCACCAAAUACCAUGAGAGUGGUGCUGAAGUAAUGAAAACCUCCAUGACAGCAGCAAACUAUGGUAGUAAUGGUGGAUCUGUGAAGGUCCAGGAAGACUUCAGAGAUAGUGAAUCUCCAUACUACAGCCACAACCAAGAGUCUCAAGAGUAUUUAGUCUCCACACCUGAUGGAAAUCUGUCAGAGCCUGAGGAGGGUGGUGGUAUAGCAUCAUAUGGACAUGGUGAACGACCCUCCAGUGGUGGACGAAUGGUGGACGACUUUUCAGAUGAAAGGUACUACCAGGAGGGGGAAGUCUCAAAGAACAGAAUUUUUGUAGAGGAAAGCGAUAGUUACAGACCUGCAUCGGACAGCCAGUACAUGAAAGAUGACCACUCCUUGGCCCAAAAGAGUUACUCAGAGUGCAUCAUUGAAGAGGAGACCAUUCGUGUCUCCCCCACAGUGCAGGAGUCAAUGCUUGGAUACCUGAGAGAGGAAACUUUACACCCCAAAGAGCAGCUGAGGGGAGCCCUAGAGCAGCUCCAAGGAACAGUGUCAGUGAGCCUGAAAGAAGAGUUGGCUCUCCUCACAAGAGGCGGCAGUGAUAGUCCUCAGAUCAUAUCUGUGGACAUAAAAAAAGUACACCAGUCCUCUGACAACGGAACCAUGACUAUUGUGGCAGAGCUCAAGAGCUCAACAACUCUAGAGGACUCUGGGCAGCUGGGGGAGCAGGGGGAUGAUGUAUCUGAGGAGCAGAUCAUGGCGGCUCUACGCUCCUCCAACCUUGGAGCAGAGGGAGGAUACACCUUGGACACAAAGGAGAUGUGCUGGGUGACUAGCAGUGAGGGACAGGGAGGCGAGUCCUCAACUGAUGUCACUGAGAAGCCAUUCACCUUCCAGAUGGAUGUGAAUAACGGGCAAGGACAGGAUCCCCCACUGAAGGUCACUCAUAAGAAAAGAGUUGCCACAGUCUAUCUUGAAUCUAAUGAAGAUGAGUUCUGAUUCAAAUUAGAUAUUUUUAUUAUACUACUCCCCAUAUUAAGUCACACACCAGUCAAUCAGUUGUAACGAACUGUAAGGUGAUGUUAUUCGAUGUGAUUCAUGAAUUGCUAUGCCUACAAUUGUGAUAAGAGUACAAAUUAUAGCCACUGCAUAUAUAUAUAAAAAAGUUUUAAUAGCAUUUGUUACCCAUUUUCAAAUGUCUCUCUGCUUCUUUUUAAGAAUAUGUUAUAUUCAUUUCCUGCUAUAUUUUUGUACUAACCUGUACCACAGAAUAGGGAUGUCUUUUUGCCUGAGAUACUAUAAACAAAUAUGGAACAAUGCUAAUAUAUCCUCUAUUGUUAUGGUUAAUGUUGCAGUCUUAAAACAUGUUCAACAUGUAGAGUAUGUAUCUAGAAAAAAAACAUUAUACCUAUUGUUUCCUGUAAUGCCAUGUUAUUUUUAACCACAUUUAAAGCUAGUGGUUUGUUACUGAGGGAGUUCUUGUGGUUAAUAAGGGAAAUACUCCAAUACAAUGCUAAGGAUGGCUAUAUUUGAAUAUGUUUAUGAUAGGGCACAAAAGUAUGUGUAUCAUGUCUUGUCAAAUGAAAUCUACUCACUAUUAAUAAUUUGAAUUGGAAGGGAAAAAAUC